Ciona intestinalis (vase tunicate) is the source of this 1826-nucleotide messenger RNA. NCBI's taxonomy places the organism in Eukaryota, Metazoa, Chordata, Ascidiacea, Phlebobranchia, Cionidae. The record is from RefSeq and is a predicted model, not a curated record.
UUGAAUGGUUUCAAACUUUAUUCUUGUUUAAUUUAGGUUGAUUUAGGUUUUGUUAAUUUAUCUGUCGAUUAAAAAUGGCCGCAAUCAAAUCGUUAAACGCUAAAGCAGAAGUUGCAAGAUCUACACAAGCAUUAGCUAUUAACAUAAGCGCUGCUAGAGGUCUUCAAGAUGUGCUCAGAACUAAUCUUGGGCCGAAAGGAACCAUGAAAAUGUUAGUAUCUGGUGCUGGUGAUAUCAAAUUAACCAAAGAUGGAAAUGUUCUUCUUCAUGAAAUGCAAAUCCAACAUCCAACAGCAAGUUUGAUCGCUAAGGUGGCAACAGCACAAGAUGACAUCACUGGAGAUGGAACAACAUCAAAUGUUUUAAUUAUCGGAGAAUUGUUGAAACAAGCAGACAACUAUGUACAAGAGGGCGUGCAUCCACGUAUUAUAACCGAGGGGUUCGAACUCGCGAAGGACAAAGCGCUUGAGGUUUUAGAAUCAAUCAAAUGUGACGUCAAGAUUACACGCGAUCGAUUGAUUGACGUCGCGAAGACAUCGUUGGUAACGAAGGUGCAUCGUAAACUCGCGGAUCAACUCACAGAGAUUGUGGUGGAUGCGGUCCUCUCAGUGAAGAGGGAAGAUGAACCAAUCAACCUCCACAUGGUCGAGAUCAUGGAGAUGCAACAUAAACUUGACUGUGAUACAAGUUUAAUCCAAGGCAUAGUGAUGGACCAUGGUGCAAGACAUCCUGACAUGAAGAAGCGGGUUGAGAAUGCUUAUAUAUUAACGUGUAAUGUUUCAAUGGAAUAUGAGAAGAGUGAGGUGAACGCGGGUUUCUUCUACAAGUCUGCGAGCGAACGAGAGAAACUUGUAGAGGCUGAACGUCGUUUCACCAACGAUAAAGUUAAUAAAGUUAUUCAACUUAAGAAAGAGGUAUGCGACGCCAGUGGUGACAAUGAGAUGGGAUUCGUGCUCAUCAACCAAAAGGGCAUCGAUCCAUUAUCACUUGACAUGCUCGCUAAGAACGGCAUCGUGGCUCUGCGUCGAGCUAAGCGUCGUAACAUGGAACGUCUCGUCCUCGCAUGCGGGGGUACAGCUAUGAACUCCGUUGAUGAAUUGUCCGUGGAUUGUCUCGGCAAAGCUGGCCUUGUGUAUGAACAUGUGUUGGGUGAAGCAAAGUUCACAUUUGUAGAGAAAUGCAACAACCCCCAUAGUGUGACCAUCCUUAUUAAGGGGCCAAACAAACACACCAUUACACAGAUCAAGGAUGCUGUGAGGGAUGGUUUGCGUGCCGUGAAAAAUGCUAUUGAAGAUGAUUGUGUGGUACCUGGUGCUGGUGGUUUCCAGAUCGCUGCUUACGAUGCACUCAUGCGUUUCAAACCAGAGGUUAAAGGUCGUGCACAAUUGGGGGUGCAGGCGUUUGCCGAUGCAUUGCUAGUCAUUCCCAAAGUUCUUGCCCAGAAUGCGGGUCUCGAUCCACAAGAAACAAUCGUUAAGUUACAACAAGAAUACGCUGGGAGUAACUUGCCGGUUGGGAUUGAUCUGCAAUCAGGUGAACCCAUGAAUCCCGUAGAUGCCGGUGUGUUGGAUAAUCAUUGCGUUACUAAACAAUUACUUAACUCAUGCACUGUUAUUGCUUCCAACUUAUUGUUGGUCGAUGAAAUGAUGAGAGCUGGUAUGGCAACACUGAAAGGUUGAGAAUUGAGAUUAACCAUCCGUUGCAGCUAUUGUCUCGUAACGAACCUUAUUAUGAUGUAACAAGCAUGACCGCAUGUUCCUUUAAGUUUGGCGUCUCGUGUUUGUUUUGUAUUAAAAUUAUUACUCAAAUAAAGUGAAUGUAAAAGA